GAAGCGGAUCACGUGACUCGAGGGGCGGGAGGAAGAGAGCAGAGUUUGGCCGGGCACCUUCCCUACAAAAAGGCGGGCGGAGCCGAAAACCAAACAAACGACUUCUGAGAGAUUGGGGGCGGGACUGACGGCGGCCGGCUUAGCUUCCAGAGCCAAGGCCUUCCGCCGAGUUGGUUUUUGGGUUGUUGAUCGCGGUGGCCGGGCGGUCUGCGGUCGGGCUGGGACACGCGGAGCAAUGGCGACCUUUGUGAGCGAGCUGGAGGCGGCCAAGAAGAACUUGAGCGAGGCCCUGGGGGACAACGUGAAACAAUACUGGGCUAACCUAAAGCUGUGGUUCAAGCAGAAGAUCAGCAAAGAGGAGUUUGACCUUGAAGCUCAUAGACUUCUCACACAGGAUAAUGUCCAUUCUCACAAUGAUUUCCUCCUGGCCAUUCUCACGCGUUGUCAGAUUUUGGUUUCUACACCAGAUGGUGCUGGAUCUUUGCCCUGGCCAGGGGGUUCCGCAGCAAAACCUGGAAAACCCAAGGGAAAGAAAAAGCUUUCUUCUGUUCGUCAGAAAUUUGAUCAUAGAUUCCAGCCUCAAAAUCCUCUCUCAGGAGCCCAGCAAUUUGUGGCAAAGGAUCCCCAAGAUGAUGAUGACUUGAAACUUUGUUCCCACACAAUGAUGCUUCCCACUCGAGGCCAGCUUGAAGGGAGAAUGAUAGUGACUGCUUAUGAGCAUGGGCUGGACAAUGUCACCGAGGAGGCUGUUUCAGCUGUUGUCUAUGCUGUGGAGAAUCACCUUAAAGAUAUACUGACGUCAGUUGUGUCAAGAAGGAAAGCUUAUCGGUUACGAGAUGGUCAUUUUAAAUAUGCCUUUGGCAGUAACGUGACCCCGCAGCCAUACCUGAAGAAUAGUGUAGUAGCUUACAACAACUUAAUAGAAAGCCCUCCAGCUUUUACUGCUCCCUGUGCUGGUCAAAAUCCAGCUUCUCACCCACCCCCUGAUGAUGCUGAGCAGCAGGCUGCACUCCUGCUGGCAUGCUCCGGAGACACUCUACCUGCAUCUUUGCCUCCGGUGAACAUGUACGAUCUUUUUGAAGCUUUGCAGGUGCACAGGGAAGUCAUCCCUACACAUACUGUCUAUGCUCUUAACAUUGAAAGGAUCAUCACGAAACUCUGGCAUCCAAAUCAUGAAGAGCUGCAGCAAGACAAAGUUCACCGCCAGCGCUUGGCAGCCAAGGAGGGGCUUUUGCUGUGCUAAAUUAGGAUUUGAGGGUGUGGGACCCUCACCAAAUUCAUUGAUUACUGAAAAUUGAAUGUUUUUUGGGUCCACAUUUCAAGGCUGAAGUGUAUAGUGUAUAUAUAACCUUUCCUAUGGAAAUGUGACAUUGAGUACAUUUUGUGUUGCUGUUGUGAAGCCAUUAAUAUAAAUCUUUGGUAAUGACCCAUAUCUCCCGAGAUCAGACAAGAUCGGGCGCGUUCAGGAUGGUAUGGCCGUAGACGACCCGUAUCUCUAUAUGUAUGUGUUCCCAGUUGUGGGAGCAGGCACUAAUGAAAUCCUGUGCCUGGAAUGGAGAUAUUUAGGUACCUGAGGCUUAGUGUCCUGUGGUCUGCAUGUAAGAUAGAUGACAUCCUAGAACAAAGAAGCUGUUUUAACUUAAUCCCCCUGAUCAGCAGGAUAUCUGUGUUCAGUGACAUCAUACAUUCUGUAUCUAGAAGUCUAAAAUUUCUGCCCUUCUCCUAAAGAAUGUGUUCUUGCAUUUUGGUUGAAAUAACCUACACAGUGUCAAAAAUCAGAUACCUCCUUUAGUGACCAGUUCAAAUUUUAAUAGCGAUAGGUAGCCCCUGAGAAAUUUAUCACUAUAACUCCACAGGAAAUAUGACUUGGAAGUGCUCUGUGUACUAAACAAAAUAAAGCCCCUCUUUGCAUUUAAAACCAAAGUCAAAACAAAACUCUUGUAAUGCAGUUAAUUAACUUUAUGUCUUCCCAUGACUCAAGUUUUGUUAAAUAUGCCCAAAAACUUUGAUUGGCAGUUUCUUCGGUUAAUUUUUCCUAUAGAAUGUAUUUUAAGAAAUCUAUACAAAUUGGAUAUAUGCUUGGUAAUUCCCCAGUUUCUAGGAGGUACCUAUUUCUACCGUUUCAAGUGAUAAAGUGAAAAUAAUUUACAUUCGAUAGUGUUACUGAUAACAAACCUACUUUUCUUAAGAGAUAUGUUGCUUUUUACUUAAGGGAUAGUGUUGAUAGAUAAAUUAGAAUGUAUAGAUAGGUUUGUGAAAGUCUAAAUAAUGGCUGUAUAGAUAUGUAUAUAUGGUUCACAUAUCUGGAUCUGUGUAUUUGAUUUUGUACUUUAAAUGUGACAAAUAAACCUUUUGGGAGAAAA
Gorilla gorilla gorilla (western lowland gorilla) is the source of this 2363-nucleotide messenger RNA. It is a transcript of the gene TADA1, whose product is annotated as transcriptional adaptor 1. Lineage: Eukaryota; Metazoa; Chordata; Mammalia; Primates; Hominidae. Gene Ontology annotation, cellular component: SAGA complex. Gene Ontology annotation, molecular function: transcription coactivator activity. Gene Ontology annotation, biological process: regulation of transcription by RNA polymerase II. The coding region runs from base 236 to 1243 and encodes 335 amino acids. The transcript has 8 exons. The record is from RefSeq and is a predicted model, not a curated record.